Molecule: messenger RNA, 815 nt
Organism: Lutra lutra (Eurasian river otter)
Lineage: Eukaryota; Metazoa; Chordata; Mammalia; Carnivora; Mustelidae
Gene: FAM162B
Product: family with sequence similarity 162 member B
Exons: 4
Coding region: 239-730 (163 amino acids)
Source: RefSeq, a predicted model, not a curated record
CUCCGGAAGUUUUCCAGCAGAGACAAGGAGCCUCCUGGGCCCUGCUCGCAGGGGACUUGGCCUCCAGGGUCGUGGCCAGGGUCUCAGGCCGGGGGCGGGGACCGGGAGCGAGUGUGUACGUGCGGGAGGCUCCAGCUGCACCGCCCGGGAUCCCCUGGGAGCGCCGCGGGGUGGGACGGGCCGGGGAGCAGCAGCAGAACUCCGCCGGGGAGCUGGGAGGGCGGAAACCGGGCGCAGCAUGCUCGCGGCUGUCGGGGGCCUCCGGGGCCUCCGCCUAGCGCGCAUCUUCCGCGGGUCCCCCGGAGCGCACGGAGUAGCCGCGACGCGGCCCAUCGCGCCCCUGCGGCCUCGGGGUCUGACCCGCUACUGCAGCGGCCGGGCCGCCAGCGGCUCUGAGCCCCAGGGUCCAGCAGGAAAGGUCCACCGGGUCCCCGCCGAGUACAAGCCUUCGCAAUUCGAUAAGAAAAUCCUGGUGUGGACCGGGCGUUUCAAAGCGCUGGAGGACAUCCCGCCUCGGAUCCCGCCAGAAAUGAUAGAUGCUGCAAGAAACAAGGCUCGAGUGAAAGCUUGUUACAUAAUGAUUGGACUCACCAUUAUCGCCUGUUUUGCAGUGAUCGUCUCAGCCAAAAGGGCAGCAGAACGACAUGAAUCCUUAACAAGUUGGAACCUGGCGAAGAAAGCUAAGUGGCGUGAAGAAGCUGCACUGGCCGCACAGGCUAAGGCUAAAUGAAAUUCCGAGUGACAUGGUGUUAAUCAGAGGAUCAUUACUAUUACCAAAACAAUAAAAGAUAGGUAAAAUAGAAUAUUUAAUGAAA